ACAUUAGGUAACAACAAAGCCAAAGAAUGUCUGUGAUUACUGGUACAGCCAACAUCCUUGCAGGUGCCAAGGCCAUUCGCACCAAGUUUGGUUCUCUGUCCGUUGUUUUCCAACGUCAUGUCUCCUCCAAGAGUUCGGUGAAGAGCGUGCCUGAAGAGGAAAUUAAGAAAUCGGUAUUCAUCUCGCAGUCGAACGACAUUUUUACAAACUUGGCCCUAGAAGACUGGAUUUACCGCAACUACGAUUUAACCAAGCACCAUGUUCUGCUGCUCUGGAAGAACAACCCGUGCGUUGUGAUCGGACGCCACCAGAAUCCUUGGGUCGAGUGCAACGUACCCGCAAUCGAGCGCAACGAAGUCGCUUUGGCAAGACGCAACAGCGGCGGUGGCACGGUCUAUCAUGACCAGGGCAACUUGAACCUGUCGUUCUUUACCCCAAGAGAACGUUACAAUCGAAGAUACAACUUAGAUAUAAUUACCAGGGCCUUGUUUCGGGAGUGCGGAUUGAACGCUGUUGUUAACGAAAAGGACGACAUCGUCGUGCAGAAUCAAUUCAAGGUGUCUGGUACGGCUGCAAAGUUAGGACGACCUAACGCUUAUCACCACUGUACUCUGUUAGUUAAUGCCAGUAAGCGUGCGCUCAGAUUGGCUCUUAAGAAAGUAGAGACUGGAAUAACCACAAAAGCCACCGAAUCCGUUCGAUCUCCGGUAAAGAAUCUAAUUGAAGUAAACCCUCAUAUCACGUCUGACCAGUUACUCAAUGCUGUGGGCUGGGAAUAUCUGCGCACAAAAUCCUUGACGUUGGAAGAUGGUAGAUACAAGCUGGUCGAGCAACAGAGAGGAUUUAAGAUGAUCAAUCCCACCGAAGAAUGGUUUCCAGGUAUCGACAAACUCAAGGAAGAGUUCCAAUCCUGGGAUUGGAUCUAUGGAAAAACGCCAGAUUUCACAGUCACCCGUCUGCUUGAAGCUCAAACUCGAGGAGGUCGCGAGCAUUUCAUGAAACUUAUAAUCGAAGUAGAAAAAAGCAUUGUAAAGGAUAUUAAAAUGACACUACCUUCAAACUUUGAUCGCGAUGCUAGUGUGAUCACCAACUUGCAGGGAACACGAUAUAAUCACGAGCUCACUGACAGAAUCGUCGAGGCUACAGGUUGCAAAGUCGUGGCGUCCGAUGUUACAGCUCAAAGUAGUGUUGCUGCUAUCUAACAAUGAUCUUUUCGAUGAUCCUACAAAAGAUGCCUGAAUCCAUUGUUACUGUUGUUGUUAACUACAUAUUAUUUUUGUACAACGUAUAAAUAUUUGUAAAUUGUGAAUAUUGUGAAUGACGAUUUUUAAAAA
Molecule: messenger RNA, 1334 nt
Organism: Copidosoma floridanum
Lineage: Eukaryota; Metazoa; Arthropoda; Insecta; Hymenoptera; Encyrtidae
Gene: Lipt1
Product: Lipoyltransferase 1
Biological process (GO): protein lipoylation
Cellular component (GO): mitochondrion; cytoplasm
Molecular function (GO): lipoyltransferase activity
Source: RefSeq, a predicted model, not a curated record